GCCUUUUGGUAUUAGACCUCUGUCUGUCACCUCUCUUUCUUUUCAUUCAAAUUUUACUAUUUAAGUAUCACCGGCUCUGCUUCUAGUACUACUCCUGCUGUUUUUCCUUUCCUAGUAAACUUGAAACCCUAACAUUUUCUCGAGAAACUAACACUCCUCAGUGCUCAGCUCCGUUAAUCACCCUCCAGCUUUACAAUCUCAGGUGCAAAGCUACUGAAAUAGUUCCCGUCGUUAUUUGUUCUAUCUUUUGGAUCAACAAAAUGGGCGCCGGAAGGAAAACACAAACAAUUAUUGCUACAGAGAAAUCCCAGCCUUCUUCAUGGACUGGAAAUGGCAUCUACUCUGCAAGGAACCUUAGGGAAAAAGAUUUAGCUGCAGUAAUUUUCGGGUGCAAGCAUAGCACUAUUCAGGAGUGUUUUGAAAACUCCAUUUUUGGAAUACCUGCUCCUCAUUACACAUAUGUGAAGAACAUCAACCCUGGUUUGCCGCUCUUUCUAUUCAAUUACAGUGAUAGAAAGCUUCAUGGACUAUAUGAGGCUGCAAGUAAUGGAAGAUUGAAUAUCAAUCCACAAGCAUGGACUGAAGAUGGCUCUGAUUCUACUCCAUAUCCUGCGCAGGUUAAAUUCCGCACUAAGAUGCAGUGUCAGCCACUCAGUGAAGAUCAAUUUGGUCCUAUACUUGCAGAAAACUACCAUGCACCGAAGUAUUUUUGGUUUGAAUUGGAUCAGAAUCAAACAAAAAAAUUAAUUUCUCUGUUUUCUUCCUUUCCAAUGACUCAGAAGCAGAACUCUCUGCUCAGAGGUUCUUUUGGCUCUAAUGCAAGAGAAAAGCAGAGGCUAGAAAGUCAGGUUGAUAAUAAUGGAGGAUUAACAGACAAAGAUAUAUACAUCGCAAGUAUGAAACCUAGCUGUGGGAUUUCUUAUUCUUCUAUUGUGAAAAAUACGAGCUCAUCUGUUGUUCAGAGAGCUCAACCUGAAAAUCAUUCUAUUACUUCUAGUGGUAUGGGUAGUUCUGUGCCCCAGAAACCAUGGACUGCCUUGUUCAAUAAUGAAAUUGCUUCUGAUCCUAGAAGGGAAAUUGAAGAGUCAAAAGCUGAAGACUCUGGUUGUGGAACUGCUCCUGAUUCAUGGCAAGAAGCACAAGUUUCUAAUCUCCAAGAAGAUUCUUACACUUCAGACUGGAGCUCAUCAUCUGUUUCACCCUCUUUGCACGAAGAAAUUCAGCCGUCCCAACCUGAUGAAGAACACUUAGAUACUGAAGCUAAUUCUGAAUCCUUAUAUGAAUCUAUGGCAACUAUGAUUAUAGCCGAGGAUAGUCAAGUUGAACUUGCAGCACAUACAACAGAAGCAUAUGGUUCCGAACCCAAGUGUACUGAUUUUAAUUUUACAAUGGCAAAGUUACUGCUGGAAGUGGAAGAGUUGAAGGGAUCUCAUUUAAUUCAAGCUCGGAAAAUUGAUUUCUUGGAGCAGGAGCUGAUCGUAUCAAGGGUUGAAAUGCAACAUUUGAAAGGAAGAUGCGAAAUGCUGGAAUCAAGCCUUCUAAACACUGAUGAGUUGCUGCUUAUAGCGGGAGGGUACGACGGUUCAUCGUGGCUGUCAAAUUUAGACUCCUAUUCUCCUUUUAAAGACCUAAAGCAACCCCUUGUUCCGAUGAAUUUUGCACGUUCACAUACUUCUGCAGCAAAUUUAAAUGGUGAACUUUUUGUGUUUGGCGGUGUGCAUGGUGAUCAGUGGUAUGACACAGUUGACUCAUACAAUCCAACAACCAAUCAGUGGAUUUCUCGUCCUUCCUUGAAUCGAAGAAAAGGGCACUUAUCAGGUGUUUCACUAAACAAUAAGAUAUUUGCUGUUGGAGGUGGAAAUGAGGAAGGAUCUCUUUCAGAUGUGGAAAUGUUGGAUGUAAAUGCUGCAAAAUGGAUUUCUGUUCAAUCCAUGCUUGAAAAGCGGUAUGCUCCUGCUGCAGCAGAAAUAGGCGGCAUAAUUUAUGUUGCUGGAGGUUACAACGAAAGUGGUUACUUAAACUCAGUCGAGAGAUAUGAUCCAAGAGAGCAUUCAUGGAUACAGCUCGGGAGUUUGAAUAUGAAAAGGGGAUGGCACUCCAUGGUUGUUCUGAAUGAGAAACUAUAUGCCUUGGGUGGCUAUGACGGAAAGAUGCUCUCGACUGUGGAGGUGCUUGACCCUCGUGUUGGUGUAUGGAUAAUGGAGGGAUCAAUGAGUAUAGCGAGAGGAUAUUUCGGUGCUGUUGUGAUGAGAGAUGCAAUUUAUGCAUUCGGAGGCCUGGAUAGCAAUGGCACAAUAUUAGACACUGUGGAGCGAUACAAGCAAAAUCAUGGCUGGAAAGCAACUGGACUCAAAGGAAUUGGGAAAAGAGCCUUCUUCUGCACUGCUGCUGUAUGAUUCCGGCUGUUAUCGCAAUCAUUUAAUGUAUAUUACGGGCACUUCCGAUAUACAUGUGCUACCCUUGUAAGAACAUGCAAUGUAAGUCCAUUUUGUUAUGGUCCUACGGCCGAGUAUUGUAAUUAGUAAAGAGUUUAGUUGAUAUAAUAUAGAAUAUGUGAGAUUACUAAUCUAGAUUGAAGAGAAGUUUCCUAGUGGCGGGCUAGAAUGUAUUAUGUUUUCUGAGGUUACAAA
Messenger RNA from Mercurialis annua (annual mercury), 2630 nucleotides. RefSeq lists its product as uncharacterized. Gene Ontology annotation, molecular function: protein binding. The coding region runs from base 261 to 2396 and encodes 711 amino acids. The transcript is spliced from 13 exons. Lineage: Eukaryota; Viridiplantae; Streptophyta; Magnoliopsida; Malpighiales; Euphorbiaceae. Gene Ontology annotation, biological process: response to endoplasmic reticulum stress. The record is from RefSeq and is a predicted model, not a curated record.